AUGAGUGCUGAAGCUUUUUAUCCGGCUGUGGGGGCAGUCGCCCCGUCUGUCGAAUCGGGCCAGCAAGUGCCUCUGCCUGCCAUACCUGCCAGCCCAAUUUCACCAAACUUGGCUGUGCAUGAGAGCUCACCCGUGCAGAGUCCCUUGGCAGCUUUCAUGAGCAGCCCUGCCGAGGGUGAUGAUCUUACCGAGGAACAGCUGGGGAGCCUGAUGUCUCGCGAGGACAUGCAGCUUCCUCCUGACGACGACCCGACUGCGGACCUAUUAGAACAGCAGCUUGCAGGUUUUACCGCCUUCGGCGGCAGCGCCGGUGAUUGGUAUGCAAUGAACUCAGGUUUCAUUCUUGCAAGGCACUCUCGUCUGGCGAUGCCGUGGGAAAGGGUGAUGAGGCCCAGGUUGGGGCCCAGCUUCAUGUUCCAGGAGCCAAUGCUGGGUCGUUUCGAUGGUCUGAGGAGGGCGGCGAUUCCCGCCCCUGCAGCAGGGCCGUGGGCCUGGGUACCCAAAGGAACUUAUGAGGCUAGGCGACUUCUUGCAGCCAGGUUUGCCAAAAGCGAUGACAUGCUUAGGCUUACUGCACUAAAGAAGAUCCGGCUUAUCGUGCUUUUCUUUCCCGAUGAUUCGGAGCUCGGAAGGAACCUCUUGGGCUCUGCAGGCUCCCUGGUGGAAGAAGCCAUGCUGACCUCGAUUAUCGAGGACACUUUCUCCGGCAGAGCAGCCAGCACAUUGUUGAAGCGGGCAUCAGACUUCUCCAGGUUUGCCAAGUGGAUCGUAGCUAGCAAAGGGCGCCCUCUGGCCUACAAGUUCUUUGUGCACUUGACAGGGGCUGCGCAAGGCUCCAGGAUUUCCCCUCGUGUGCAGGGAGCAGCCAAGGCGAUGUCCAUGGCCAAACGGCCGCUCUGGCAAGCACCGCCCCUUCCGGUGGAGGCAGUGCGGCUCUUGGAAGAAUUCGUCCACGACUCCGAGGAUUAUGCCAGGGCUAGCAUAGCAGGGUUCAUUCUCUUCUGCCUCUACUCCUCGGCUCGAUGGUCGGAUGCGGCUCGAGGGACCCACUUGUGCAUUGACGUGGCAGGUAACGGGCUUGUCCUUCUUGAGUGUUCGACAAAGCAUUACAAGACGAAGGCCAAGGACCGAAAGGAUACCGUGUUGCCUUUGAUUGCACUGGGCAGCGGCCUUACUCAGCCCUCAUGGGGACGUGUCUGGAUGCGCAAGAGGGCCCUGGCAGGGCUACCGGACUGUUCCGUAAUCAUGCCGGCCAUGUCGCCGGGAGGGAACUUUCUGGGAAGGGCCAUGACGGCUGCGGAAGGUUCCUUGUGGCUUCGUGAGUUUUUGCACUUGCAGGGUUUCGCGGGGGAUCUUGAACAGUACAGCUCGCACAGCCUGAAAGCAACAGCCUUGUCCUGGACGGCCAAGAGCGGGACCAUGACCUACGAGGAGCGCCUCACCCAGGGGCACCAUUGCAGCCCAAAGCACGGCAUGGCUCUCCUGUACUCGAGAGAUGCGCUUGCAGAGAUCAUCGUGAAGGUAGCCAAGGUCGUGAGUGCUGUGAGUAGGGGGGUGCUCAGUCCCGACCUCCCGCGAGCUGAGAGGGUUGCCAGAGCCCUGCAUGGCGAUCCGUCCGAUUUUGAACAUCUUCCAGAGACGGUGGCCGAGGAUUUACCAGCCGAAGAGCCUCAAGAAGAGAAUAUCUCCGAGGCCGGGUCUGACAUAACAAACCUCGACGGCCUCGAAGCGGACCUGGGGGCCCCGGCCCCGGAGGAGGUCACUGCGAACAUGCGAUUGAUGGGGCCCGAGGAGGCUCAGGAGAAUGUCUGCCAGCAGUGCGUACUCGGGCCGAUUGAGGUCAGUUGGAGUGUUUCUUGCUUCGGAGCACGAAAGCGGACUGAGAAGUGUCCGCAGUCUUUUGGCUGGGAGUUGCCAAACUGGGGCGAGUCUCCCGCGCGGCCGGCUGAGAUCGCCGGUUCCCGAAGGCCGCCUGAGAUCGGUGGCAAAGAAGUGUGUCUCAUGGCCGGACUUGAAUCGGUGCCCGCCUUCACCGAUCGAGCAAAGCAGAUCGGCAUCAGCGAGGAACUUCUGAACAAGCUCAUCGCCAAGAACUUGAACACCUACGGCAAGCUCGCUUUCGUGUGCUCGAGCAAACCUUCCAGCGGGGAUGACACUCCUCUCUUCGAAGCCCUGAAGACUCUGCUUGGGAGUGAGGUUCCAGUGGAACAACAUAUGGUGAUCAGGCGAUUGUGGUAUGAGAGCCACGCCCACGCCCUGGUUGACUUAGAAUCGAGGGCUUCGAGAACAAGUGAUACGAGCCCCCGCGAGCUUCCGUUGGCAGAACGCCUGACACGCUUGAAACGCCAAAGGGGCGAGCUCAAAGGCCUCGAGAUGGAUAUCCACACAGAACCGGGACACGGCCUCGUGGACCGGGUCCAAGCCAUGCUGGAUUCUGCACAAGUGCUGCAUAUUGCUCCUGAGAAAUGCAUCUCCCGCCAUGACGAGAUCCUGGGUGACAAGUCCGAGCAGAAGCUAUCUUUGGGGGCCGAUGGCAACAUCAAAAUCACAAAGCAAGCCUCCAAUCUCAGGUGCGAGACGACCGGUGAGCUCAAGCUUCGCCGGUGCUUCCUCCGCCGAGCUUUAGCGUUCGACCAGGUAGGGCUAGCUUCAUUCACCGCAAUGGAAGCUUGGCACAACCGCAUGUUCCAGGCUCUGCUUGAUGUGCCUCCCGCGGGCUAUCGCUACACUACCGUUCAGCAGCUUCUCGCAGCUGACCAGAAGCUUUGGCAGGUCGUGGCCCAGGAGAGCCGAGGCGACAUCGUCAUCGGAGUCGGAGCCCCUGCUCCUCUUGACAAGCACAUAGGCCAACCGUGGAAGCCCAAGGGACCCAACAAAGGCAAUCAAGGAGGUGAGAAGGGGACCAAGGGCAAGGGCCGCGGCAAAGGGAAGCAGAAUCAGAGCCAAGCCCAGGCUGACGCCUCCUCGCAACCAUCCUUGAAGGAGCUGCUUGAGUCAUUGCUGCCCAUUCUUCAACAAGGGGAUCUGUCGGUUCCAGAAGCGCAAGUCGUGCCGCUUUGGCAAGCAUGUGUGCAAUUUCAAGGGGUGACGAGGCUUUUUGAUGCCUUGCCGCACGAGCAGUGUGACCGAGACGCCGAGGGGAGGAGCUGUCCGGGUAAGCGAGCCAGGCCGGAGGGCGUCUCCGGAGCCGACAGACGCAUCUUGCUCGAUUUGGGCUUCCCGUUGCCCAGUGCCUCGCAGCUAGCUUCAACAGAGGCCUGCGCCUCGCAACAGCUUUCAAUCCCGGUUCAAAUGAGGCAGGUUCUCCCCGUGAAAGUGCCAGCCCCGGCCUUAACAGCGCCCGGGCCUCAGGGAUUUGUUCAGGUCCCUUCAAUACUCGCCGAGAAUCAAUCGCCGCCUUGCCCAGAUCAGGGUGCAAGUCAGCCCCGUGGUGCCUCCAACUCGUCCGGGACCUCUGAGGGCUGCAACUCCCUGACUAAACAGGGCCCCUCUCCGGUCCCUCGUCCUCCUUUGCUCGCUGAUUGCCUCGCGGUGGCGGGAUCCUUGUCGGCAGCCGCCAUGCAAGCUGGAUGGGAUGCCUUGUCCCUGGGCCACAAAGGUGGUGCCCCUGAGCUCUGCCCGCGAGUACCGAUUGACCUCUCCACAGCCGAUGAUCUGCAAGCUUUGCUUGACUUUGAUCGCAACACUUUGGUCGACUGGUGGCAUUUCAAUCUGUUCUUGACAUCUUGCAAUCAGGGGCGUGAUUCCAAAGGCCGCUUGAGCCUUCGUGAUGCCUCUCACUUGCUAGGGCGGGACGGACUUCCCGCCAGUGCCACUUCCCUGCUGCAGCGUGACAACAGCUUGGCGCAAGCAGUGGUCGACCUGCUGUUCAGAGCUUACGAAACUCGGGCCCUCGUCAGCCUGAUCGGUCCAGCCCGGAGCUGGGUUUGGAGCCUCCUGGCCCACUUUGUCAAGCGGAGGCGGCAUCAAGGUUUUCUGCAAUGGUUCUUCGCUUUGGCCGAUCAGGAGCUUGACACCUGCAUGUUCGGUGCCCCCUUCUUGACGUCGCUGCGGGUCCGAGCUGAUUACUGGCCCAGAAAGUCGACUUCCUGCAUAGCCGCCAACUUCGAGCUCAGGAUCCGGACGCAAAGAGACGGUAAGGCCGGGGACCUGGCAGGUGUGUAUUUCUCCAUGGAGGAGCACCUGCAUCGUGCAUGUGGGCUGCCCAGCCCAGCCGACAAUAGCAUUCGUUUGCCCGAUGCUGUGCGCCGCAACAUCUUUGCCAUUCUCACGGAAGGCCCUGUAGCUGUGUCCAAGCGGCGGAUGCUUGAACUGAAAUCCUUGAAUGACCGGAUGGCGGUGCUGUCUGCCGCUGAGAAAGAGCUUCGAGCCAAGAUGCAUCCGGAUGUGGAGCGAGACCUCGAGCCAGAUCAGCUCAAAGCCCAGGCCCUCCUGCGGCGGCGUGCAUUGCUAAAGAUGAAAGGGCUUACUUCCGAGCAGGAUUACAAGGCGAUGAAAGAUGAGACUUCCGAGGAACUGGCAGCGGGUUUCCUCACGGGUCCAUACCACUCGGAGCAGGAAGUCAGCGACAUCUUGAAGACCGAUGCUUGGUCGCUCUCGCCUCGUUUCCUGUUGAGGCAGGGCGAAGACGCCAAGAUAAGGAUAAUUGACGACUUUAAAAUGUCGGCGGUUAACAGGGCCUUUGGUUCCUCGUCUUUCCUAGAGCUUCAGGAUACGGAUUACGCGGUCGGCCUCCUGAGGUUCCUUUCCCGUGUGCUGCAGGAUCGCUCCAAGGUCCGGGUCCCCUUGUCUGAUGGCACCGUGCUCGAGGGAGACUGGGAUCCUGAGAUGCUCCGCCAGCCCGCUCUGCUCGGUAAGACGCUGGACUUGAGUAAGGCCUAUCGCCAGGUGAGCAUCCAUCCUUCCACGCGGGAGCACGCUGUCCUUGGCUUCCCCGACCCACAAGGCAAGUGGGAAUUUUACAUAGCCCAGAGCCUGCCUUUUGGAGCUGCUGCAAGCGUGUAUGGGUUCAACAAAGUAGCACUUGCGAUUCUUCACAUCAUGGUUGUCAAGUUCGCUGCAAUCGCGACCGACUUUUACGACGACUACACUGUAUAUGAAUUUCGCCCAGCUGCUUUCUUGCUGGACAAGGUCCUGAUGAGGCUGCUGGACCUGCUAGGGUGGACCUACGCGAAGUCUGGGCGGAAGUUUGUGCCUUUUGACGGCAAGGUGGUCUCCUUGGGUGUUGAGAACAAAGCUGGACGACUCGAGAAAAUUGCAGCACUCCUCCGGACAGUGGCCCAGGGUGGAGCCGUGACGAGAAGUGACGUGGCUUCGCUUCAUGGCUUGAUUAACUUCGCCGGAGGACUGAUUAUGGGCUUCGAGCUGAAGCCUACUUCUCGAAUGCUGACACGGGCUUUGUCAGGACCUUUCCAGGGCAACACGCCCGAACUUCGGCAAGCUUGUGAGUUAGCUCUGGAUGUCAUCGCGCAGUGCAGGCCAAAGCGAUGCCCGGCAACAAUCCUGCCACCGAUUGUGCUCUACACGGAUGGGGCCUUCGAGAAAGGGCGAGGAACCUGGGGCGCGGUUCUUGUUGAUGCUUACACAGGCUCCCGAUGGGUUUUCGGGGGAGAAGUUUGCAAACCGCUGAUGAAUCACUGGGGCAAGGAGGCUGGGGCCCAAGUGAUUUGCCAGGUUGAGGCCUACGCUCUGGCCAUAACCCUGUUCGGGAUUCGCGGCCUCUUGAAAGGUCGCUCGGUCCUAGCUUGGAUUGACAACAAUGCCUGCCUUUAUGGAUUCGUGAAGCGAUACUCGCCCUCAGCCUCGCUGAUGCGCCUCAUCUCCCUGGGGGCCUUAAUGGAGAGCUCCAUGGAGGCGCUUAUGUGGUUUGAGCGGGUCCCCUCAAAGAGUAACCCGGCGGACCUUCCGUCGCGGGGACAGUUUGCCGAGGCUUGCGAACGGUUUCAGGCCAUAAACAAGGGUGAUGUGGCAGCCACCGAUACGAUGUUGGACUUCAUUCGUGCUCCCCAUUACGAGCCGAAGCUGGCCCAGGCAAUCCUUUCGUCGGCGAGGCUGGAAGCCGAUUGGGCACAAGAAGUGCUGCAGUGA
Symbiodinium sp. CCMP2592 is the source of this 6087-nucleotide messenger RNA. NCBI's taxonomy places the organism in Eukaryota, Dinophyceae, Suessiales, Symbiodiniaceae. The record is from the annotation of a GenBank genome assembly.